Molecule: messenger RNA, 5384 nt
Organism: Thamnophis elegans (Western terrestrial garter snake)
Lineage: Eukaryota; Metazoa; Chordata; Lepidosauria; Squamata; Natricidae
Gene: PPFIA3
Product: PTPRF interacting protein alpha 3
Exons: 28
Coding region: 304-3732 (1142 amino acids)
Biological process (GO): synapse organization
Cellular component (GO): presynaptic active zone
Molecular function (GO): protein binding
Source: RefSeq, a predicted model, not a curated record
CUGCUUGGGCGGGCUAGAGGGGGGCGCCAGGCGGUGGCCGACCGGCCGGCCGGGAGGGAGGGAUGCCGGAGCUGGGGAGUGGAUUCUCCCGGGGGACGGGAAUCAGGAUCCAUCCCUGAAAGCCGGGAGAAGGGCUAGGCAUCAGCCCCCCCCCCCGGCUGUCUCCUGCAUCCCUCUUGAAUCAGCACCAUCACCAGCAGAAGCAGCGCCGCCUCCCCCGCCUGCUGCAAAGGCAGAAUCUAGAGGUACUCUUCUGUUCCUUCUAGAGGAGCCCUCAGGGCAUCCCUCCCCACUUUACUUGGCAUGAUGAUGUGCGAAGUGAUGCCAACCAUUAAUGAGGACAACCGCCGUGGUUCAGCCUAUGGGGCCGAUGAUGCCAAUUUCGAGCAACUCAUGGUCAACAUGUUGAAUGAGCGAGAACGGCUUCUGGAGACUUUGCGUGACACCCAGGAAAGUUUGGCUACCUCCCAACUCCGCCUGCGUGAAUUGGGUCAUGAGAAGGAGUCACUUCAACGUCAGCUCAACAUUGCCCUCCCACAGGAAUUUGCAGCACUUACUAAGGAGUUGAAUUUAUGUAGGGAACAAUUGUCAGAACGUGAGGAGGAGAUCUCAGAACUAAAGGCAGAACGGAACAACACACGGCUGCUGCUGGAACAUCUAGAAUGUCUAGUAUCACGACAUGAGCGUUCCCUUCGCAUGACUGUAGUGAAACGUCAAGCUCAGUCCCCAGCUGGAGUCUCCAGUGAGGUGGAGGUGCUGAAGGCUCUCAAGUCACUCUUUGAACAUCACAAAGCUCUGGAUGAGAAGGUUCGAGAACGGCUGCGAGUGGCAUUAGAGCGUGUUGCAGUAUUAGAGGAGGAGCUGGAAAUAUCUAAUCAAGAGUCUCUUUCCCUUCGAGAGCAACUUGCCCGACGUCGAUCUGGCCUAGAUGAUUCCAGCAAGGAAGGAGAUGCCCAAUUAUGUGCCAAUGGAUCUGGGGCUCUUGAUUUGGGGCGUGGAGGUCGGGAAUCUGAGCUAGAAGAGGUUUUGGAGCGCCAGAGAGGAGAACUAUCCCAGUUGAAAGAAAGACUUACCAUGCUCUGUCGGCAGAUGGCAGAGCUGGAGGAAGAGUUAGCCACAGCCCAACGAGAUGUUAUUAAGUCUGAAGAAAUUAAUGCCAAGUUACAAAGAGAUCUCAAGGAGGCAUUAGCUCAACGAGAAGAUAUGGAGGAACGAAUUACCACACUAGAAAAACGUUAUUUAAGUGCUCAGCGGGAGGCAACAUCCCUUCACGAUGUCAAUGACAAACUGGAAAAUGAGUUGGCCAGUAAGGAAUCCCUCUACAGACAAAGUGAAGAAAAAAAUAGGCAGCUACAAGACUGGCUGGAAGAUGCCAAGCAGAAACUUCAGCAGACUCUUCAGAAGGCUGAGACUUUACCUGAGAUAGAGGCCCAGUUGGCACAGCGAGUAGCUGCCCUUAACAAGGCAGAGGAGAGGCAUGGCAAUUUUGAAGAGCGUUUGCGUCAGCUUGAAGCCCAGCUGGAAGAGAAGAAUCAGGAACUCCAGCGGGCACGCCAAAGGGAGAAAAUGAAUGACGAACAUAACAAGCGCCUCUCAGAAACAGUAGAUAAGCUACUAUCUGAAUCCAAUGAACGUCUCCAGUUGCAUCUGAAAGAAAGAAUGGGGGCACUGGAAGAGAAGAAUACACUAAGUGAGGAAAUUGCCAACAUGAAGAAAGUACAGGAUGAGCUACUGGCAAACAAGGAGCAACUAUUGGCUGAGAUUGAGAGGAUGCAAAUGGAGAUAGACCAAUUACGUGGACGCCCAGUCUCUACCUAUUCUCGCAGUGCUGGUGUGGCAAGACGUUCAAAGAAGGGGCGCUGGACUGUCAAGGAUGAGGCUACCAAGGAGUGGGAGAGGGCUCAGCAGGCAGCUGGAGGCUCCUUUGAGGGUGGGCUGGAUGGUUCGGAUGAGGAUGAACGUGAUCCUCUCUUCAGCUCAGCUGAUCUGCUGUCUCCCAGCGGACAGGCUGAUGUACAGACCUUGGCCAUCAUGCUACAAGAGCAGCUGGAAGCCAUUAACAAAGAGAUCAAACUGAUCCAAGAGGAGAAAGAAUCCACUGAACAGCGAGCAGAGGAGAUUGAGAGCCGAGUAACCAGUGCCAGUCUGGAUGGAUCCUUGGGGCGCUACCGUUCAGGCACUUCCAUUCCUCCCUCUGUCACCAGUUCAACUCUUGCCAGCCCUUCUCCCCCCAGCAGUGGCCAUUCUACACCUCGCUUGGCACCCCACAGUCCAGCUCGUGAUGGAGAAAAAAUGAACCAUGUUGCCAAGGAAGAGAUGCGAAGCUCUGAGGAGAAGGCCUUAGCAUUAUGCGAACCCCCAACACCUGCAACCCCCCGUACAAUGCGUCUCGAACGUAUGACUCAAGCAUUAGCUCUACAGGCUGGAGCCCUGGAAGAUGGCAGGGACCUGAGGACCAGUCUGGGGGCAGAUGGCACGAAUAGCAGUCAGGAUUCCCUACACAAGUCCACCAAGAAGAAAAGCAUCAAAUCUUCCAUUGGGCGACUCUUCGGCAAGAAAGAGAAAGGGAGGCUGGGGCAGUUGGGCCGUGAGUCCCCCUCACUUGCUGGGACACCAUCUGAUGAGAUGUCACCUGCAGACCCCCUGGGCCUUUCCAAACUCUCAGGACCUGUGGACAAGGAUCGUAGGAACAAAAAGAAGCAUGAGCUGUUGGAAGAAGCUUGUCGACAAGGGUUGCCUUUUGCUGCCUGGGAUGGACCUACUGUUGUCUCAUGGCUGGAGCUGUGGGUGGGCAUGCCAGCCUGGUAUGUGGCUGCUUGCCGUGCCAACGUCAAGAGUGGUGCCAUUAUGGCCAAUCUGUCUGACACAGAAAUCCAGCGAGAAAUUGGCAUCAGUAAUCCUUUGCACCGGCUUAAGUUGCGUCUUGCCAUUCAGGAGAUGGUUUCCUUGACCAGUCCCUCAGCUCCUGCAACUUCACGUACAAUCCUGGCAUAUGGAGAUAUGAAUCAUGAGUGGGUUGGAAAUGAUUGGCUGCCUAGUCUGGGCUUGCCUCAGUACCGCAGUUACUUCAUGGAAUCUCUAGUUGAUGCCCGGAUGUUGGACCACCUUAACAAAAAGGAACUACGGGGCCAGCUCAAGAUGGUGGACAGCUUCCAUAGGGUGAGCCUUCAUUAUGGAAUCAUGUGCCUGAAACGUCUUAACUAUGACCGAAAGGAACUGGAAAGAAGACGAGAGGAGAGUCAGAACCAAAACAAAGAUGUGAUGGUGUGGUCCAACGAGCGCGUGAUGUGCUGGGUGCAAAUUAUUGGGCUGAAAGAGUUUGCCAACAACUUAGUUGAAAGUGGGGUGCACGGAGCCCUCCUGGCCCUGGACGACACCUUUGAUUGCAAUGACUUGGCCCUGCUGCUGCAGAUCCCAACCCAAAACACACAGGCUCGGCAGAUUUUAGAAAAAGAAUUUGGGAACCUCAUCACCAUGGGAACAGACCGGCGACUGGAUGAGGAUAGUGCCAAGACCUUCAGUCGUUCCCCAUCUUGGCGGAAGAUGUUUCGGGAGAAAGACCUCCGUGGUGUCAGCCCUGACUCAGCCGAGAUGUUGCCAGCCAAUUUCCGCACAGCCUCCGUGGCCUCCAUUACCUCACCCGGGGUGCAACUUCGUAAGAUGCAGCCAGAGGGGAACUCAUUAGGUAGCCAACGGACAGACAGUAUGUCAGUGAGAACGUAUUCCUGUUAAUGCCAAGAUGGAGGAGCUGCUGUCCCAGUUAUGUCUGACCUCCCUGCCUUGGGCAGGUAGACCCCUCUGUUGCCGCCGCCGCCUCUCCUUCUCCAUCAUGUGCUCACAUGAAGGUAUGAAGAGCUGCUGCUGCUGCUGCUGCUGUUAGCACCAUCGCCGCUGCUGCCACUGUUGCCAAGAAAAAAUAUGGAUGGGAGAUCCUGGACAUACCGACCAAUCAACUAAUCAACAACCAACCAACCAACCAAUCAACCGUGUUCCUCCCCAGUGCCCUCUUCCUAGUAGCAGCAGUGGCCGAUGGUCAAUGAUGAACUCAAAGGACUCAAGCCAAGGAGGGGCUCCUUCCCCAGUUGCAGAGGGAAAUGGCCUUCCACCUCGGCCUCUAUUUAUUGUUGUUGUUUGUUCCGGGCAGGGACAUAAGAAUGUGAAUGAGAAAAUGUGGUUGCCCACGCAUCCUAUCCCGCUGCUGUGCCACCAGGUCUUUCUGGUGGAGCAGGGGGAGGAGAAGCCUCUAUUUCCUGUUGCCAUGUGCCACAUAUUGGACCAAGCAGCCCAUCUUGGCCAGUUCCCCUUCCCUGCCCUGCCAUAGGUGCUAAAUGUUCCGCCAGCACUUUUCCUUUCCUUUCCUUUGCAUUGCUGCUAUGAAGGGGUCCAGUUUCAUCUCCUGAUGACAAAAAAAAAAGAUGGUUGUUCAAAGGCCAGUUCUUCCCUUUCCCUCCCCCCACCCGCCCUUUCCCAUCCUUCUUCUCAACAAGGGAAGAGCAUGGAAGCCAGGAGGAACAAAGCCAGUGUACCUCCCUCUGCUCACACCCACCCCAAAGAGCAAGUUGCCCCCAGGCCUGAUACACAGAGCUUCAAAUUUUGGAUGCCUGCUUCUUCUGUCCAGAAGCAAGUGCUUCUCGGCACAAGUCAACAAUUAAAAAGAAUCCCCCCUUUCUCUUCUUUUCCCCUUGCCUUUGCAGCUCCCUGUUCCUCCAGAUGAGAGAACGCCUGAGGAGGAAAGAGGACUAGAAGUUGUCACCCAAACUCUCUUGGUGCUGGCAUGAAGCAGUCCCAGUAGAUAGGUGGUCCAUCUGGUGUGAUGGAGCAUCAGAUUUUUUUUUCUUUUCCUUUUUUUUUAUGAGAGCAGAGAGUGGGGAAUUCAAGUCCGAGAUGCUCAAACUGGAAAGAGUAGACCUCAGCCUGUGAUGGUCACUGGAGUUAGGACUCUGGACUUUAUUGAUAUGGCACACAGAUCUCCCUUCCUCCAAGACUAUUGUAAUAUAAGAGUUGUAUUUUCUGUGUAUAUCUGUGCUGUGGAAUCUCGUGUAAAUUGAAUUUCUUUUUCGACCGCCAUUACAGGUUCUCUGUUAAUUUAAUAAUGUGUCCAGCUACCCCUCUGCCCUGCACGCCAAUAAUUUUUAUUUGAUGUUUAUAUAUUUCCACCUUUCUUUUUACAUUUUUAUUUCAGUUGUUCCCUCCAGGGAGAAUGUGUGGGUGUGAGGGGGCAAAGCAAAGGGGUAGUUUUGCAUGAAAAAAAAAAUGGGUAGGGGAGGGGAAAAAUACAAUCUGGGAAAUCAAAUCUGUCAGGGAGAUUGUGAGGGGUAAGCAGGAAGCUGAGGUACUGGAGGAGCUAUCUUCUGGUCCCCUUCGUUCCCGUUUGCUUCCAGGGA